AUGGCAGAUCUUAACAACAGUCUUGAAGUUAGACAUGGAUAGCAAACUCUAAAUAGAGAGGAAUUUCCCGCACCCGAUAGAAAUUAUACAUCCAACUCAUAGAGAAAUAUCUUGGACACUAGAGGCAGCAAAAAUCAAGGUCCAGAUGAUUUUAUUCUUCCAGAAAUUAGUAGCAAAAAUGGAGGAAGUAUGAGUAUCCAAGAACUUGCAGUCAAGAAUCAGAAGCAAAGGCAUUCUAACAGCAUGGGGAUGCGAAAAGAUCCUUCAAGACCCAGGCUUAGUACUCUUGAAAAUAAUGACAAUAAUGUGUUCUCAAGUAUCACUAGCUUGAACCUGCUGAAUGCCUAGAAAACUAGAUAGAAAAUGGAAAAAGAUGCAUAACUACUAGCAAACAGAAUAGCUUUACUAAAAUAGGAGGAGAUGAGAACUUGGAAAAAGAUAGAAGAAACCAAGAAGAGGACUACUGAUAUAUUGAUUCUAAAGUCUAAAAAUUAUGAAAAGCUCACUCAACACUAAAAUGAUUUGCAAGAGGAGCAGAAUAAUCUUAGAGGCUCAUAGGAGAUGAAUUAUGAGGAUGCGAAGAGACGCAAGGAAGAGAGAAAGAAAACGGAAACAGAUGUAUACAUGAUGAAGAGAGACCAAGCAAUAAAAAUCAAGAAACUCACUAAGAAAAAUGAAAAAAAGAAAGAUAAGUUUCUUAAUAGAGUCUAGAGUGAGAACCUUCUGAGAGGUCAGAUUAUAAAAUAAAGUGAAUAGUAUGCUAAAUUAAAGAAGGAAGCUUAAGAUAGAAAGCAUCUUAAUGAUGUUAAAUAAUUCUAUGAUGAUAGGGUUAAAAAGGAAGAAAAGACUAUAUCAAAGAAAGAAAGAGAAAUUCUUCAGAUGGAAGCACUUGAAAUGGAACUUAUUAAAAAUCUGCAAAAUACCUAAAACCUCUAGAAGACAGCUUAUAGUGAUUUAGAAAAGGCUUUAAUGCUAUAGACUGUGAAGAAUGAUCCAGCCAUUAUGUCCUAAUUUUAGCUGGGAGACUAUAUCUCUGCAGCAUAGUAGGAUAAAAAGAAGAAGAGAAAGAAGCGAUCAUAGUCAAAUGUUAAAAAAGAAUUCUAACUAUGA
This is a messenger RNA of Stylonychia lemnae, 1110 nucleotides long. NCBI's taxonomy places the organism in Eukaryota, Ciliophora, Spirotrichea, Sporadotrichida, Oxytrichidae. The record is from the annotation of a GenBank genome assembly.